Messenger RNA from Humulus lupulus (European hop), 1026 nucleotides. RefSeq lists its product as uncharacterized. Bases 1 to 1026 code for a protein of 341 amino acids. Lineage: Eukaryota; Viridiplantae; Streptophyta; Magnoliopsida; Rosales; Cannabaceae. The transcript has 2 exons. The record is from RefSeq and is a predicted model, not a curated record.
AUGGCUGAACAUGUUGAUGACGAAGGGGAUGCCCAGAAUGUAAUUAAUCCUAUUGUUUUUGCGGAUGAUAGAGCCAGAGAAAUACGGGAAUACGCUGCCCCCAUGUUUAAUGAGCUCAAUCCAGGCAUUGUGAGGCCCGAAAUACAAGCACCUCAGUUUGAGCUCAAGCCGGUUAUGUUUCAAAUGCUCCAAACAGUGGGGCAGUUUAGUGGGAUGCCAACGGAAGAUCCUCAUCUCCACCUUCGUUCAUUUUUGGAGGUGAGCGAUUCUUUUAAGCUUCAAGGAGUAAGUGAAGCGGCGUUAAGGCUGAAGUUAUUCCCGUUCUCUUUAAGGGACCGAGCUAGAUCAUGGCUCAACACCCUUCCUCCCGAUUUCGUUACAAAUUGGAAUGACUUGGCUGAGAAAUUUCUAAGAAAAUACAUCCCUCCCACCAGAAAUGCAAAGUUCAGAAGCAAAAUUAUGUCUUUUCAGCAGCUUGAAGAUGAGUCCACUAGUGAUGCGUGGGAAAGAUUUAAAGAGCUUUUGAGAAAAUGUCCACACCACGACAUACCACAUUGUAUACAAAUGGAGACGUUCUACAAUGGUCUCAAUGCAUCCUCUCGGAUGGUAUUAGAUGCCUCAGCCAAUUGUGCCAUUCUUUCCAAAGCUCCUACAAGUAGAAAGGUGGCGGGAGUUCUUGAGGUAGAUGCCUUAAUGGUUUUAACAGCUCAAAUGGCCUCAAUGACCAACAUUUUAAAGAAUAUGAGUUUGGGAGGAAACAUUCAGCCAGUUGUUGCCAUUCAAAGUGGAGACAUCUCAUGUGUUUAUUGUGGAGAUGGGCACACGUUUGAGAACUGUCCUUCAAAUCCAGCUGCGGUUUGUUAUGUGGGUAACCAGAAUUUCAACCGCAACAAAAACCCAUACUCAAAUUCUUAUAACCCAGCGUGGAGGCAGCAUCCGAAUCUGUCAUGGGGGGGUCAAGGAGCAAGUUCAAGUGGAGCGCCAGCACAAGGGAAACAGUCAGUUCCGCCAGGUUUUUCUCAAUAG